AUGGAGUCAGAUCAAGAGUCGAUCAACUCGUACAAUUCCCAACAAUCCUACAACCAGGUGCCCCAGUCGUAUGUGCCGUCGUCCACGCGCAAUUCGCGCGACGCAGAAUCCGCGUCGCAACAACGUCUCAGAUUGGUCCCCACCGAGACCGUCAAGUCGCUGCAAGAGAUGGGGCUGACCCCUGAGGCGCCGCUGCCGGACGUCAACGCUCCGGCCACGUCCGGAGCUCCAAUUUUCCCCGAGGAGUAUACCAUGGAAACCCCUACCGGGUUGGUCCCCGUGGCCACGCUGCACUCUCUGGGCCGGACUGCCACCGCGAUCUCGCGUACGCGUACACGGCAGCUGGAGCGCCGCGGGUCCGCCACGUCGUCGUCUGAGGAGUCCAAGCGGCUGCCCAUCGACGGCUCGGGCGAAAAAGACACGUCCGGCGCCGACGCGGACGGCGCGGACUUGGACCCGGACAUCGAGUUUGUGACGUUCGUCACAAACGACCCGCAGAACCCGCACAACUGGCCGCUGUGGUUGCGGUGGGUGUACACCAUCGUGCUGUCGAUUCUGGUGAUCGCCGUGGCGUACGGUUCUGCGUGCAUCACAGGUGGGCUGGGUCUGGUCAACGACAAGUAUCACGUGUCGACGGAGGUGUCGAUUCUGACGUGUUCGCUGAUGGUCAUUGGUUUCUCGCUCGGGCCGCUGAUCUGGUCGCCCGUCAGCGACCUGUUCGGGCGGCGUGUGGCGUACUUCUCGUCGCUUGGCCUCUACGUGAUCUUCAACAUUCCGUGCGCGCUGGCGCCCAACAUCGGUGGGCUGCUGGCGGUGCGCUUUCUAUGUGGUGUGUGGGCGUCGUCCGGACUUUGUCUGGUCGGCGGGUCGAUCGCCGACAUGUUCCCCUCGGAAACCCGUGGCCGUGCCAUCGCGUUUUUCGCCUACGCGCCCUACUGUGGGCCGGUGUUCGGGCCGCUCGUGAACGGGUUCAUCAGUGUGUCCACGGGCAGGCUGGAUCUGAUCUGGUGGGUCAACAUGGCGUUCUGCGGGGCCAUGUGGAUCAUCGUGGCCUUCAUCCCAGAGACGUUUGCGCCCGUGAUCUUGAAGCGUCGUGCUGCCAAGCUCAGACGCGAGACCGGCAACCCCAAGAUCAUGACGGAACAGGAGGCGCAGGGUCUCAGUGUCAACGAGAUGAUGCGCGCGUGUCUGUUGCGUCCGCUUUACUUUGCCGUGACCGAGCCCGUGCUGGAUCUCAUGUGUUUCUACGUGUGUCUGAUCUACUCCCUGCUAUAUGCGUUUUUCUUUGCAUACCCGGUGAUUUUCGGCGAGCUGUACGGCUACAAGGACAAUCUGAUCGGGCUGAUGUUCAUCCCCAUCCUGAUCGGUGCGUCGAUCGCGCUGGCCACCACCUUCUACUGUGAGAACAAGUACAUCGCCAUCACCAAGCGCCGCAAGCCCACCCCGGAGGACCGUCUGCUCGGUGCCAUGAUUGGCGCGCCCUUCGCUGCCAUCGCGCUGUGGAUCUUGGGUGCCACCUCUUACAAGCAUAUCAUCUGGGUCGGACCCGCGUCCUCCGGUCUGGCCUUCGGCUACGGUAUGGUGCUGAUCUACUACUCCUUGAACAACUAUAUCAUCGACUGUUACGCCAUGUACGCCUCCAGUGCCCUGGCCACGAAGGUGUUCUUGAGAUCCGCCGGUGGUGCCGCUUUCCCACUGUUCACCAACCAGAUGUACCAUAAGCUGGGUCUGCAAUGGGCAAGUUGGUUGCUGGCCUUCAUCUCCACCGCCAUGAUUCUCAUUCCCUUUGCAUUCUACUACUACGGUAAGGGCUUGCGUGCAAAGCUAUCCAAGAAGGAUUACUCUUUCGACGGCAUGGAGUGA
This is a messenger RNA of Lachancea fermentati, 1863 nucleotides long. NCBI's taxonomy places the organism in Eukaryota, Fungi, Ascomycota, Saccharomycetes, Saccharomycetales, Saccharomycetaceae. The record is from the annotation of a GenBank genome assembly.